This is a messenger RNA of Columba livia (rock pigeon), 1713 nucleotides long. RefSeq lists its product as uncharacterized. The coding region runs from base 1 to 1041 and encodes 346 amino acids. The record is from RefSeq and is a predicted model, not a curated record. The transcript has a single exon. Lineage: Eukaryota; Metazoa; Chordata; Aves; Columbiformes; Columbidae.
AUGACCAAGUGGUUUGCCGAGCGCAGUGCUCUGAUGAGAAAAGCUGCUUUUGGCGGCUUUAUUGAUUUGUCAGUCUGUGAAGUUGGCACAGCACAGCGGGAACGCAGCGCGGUCGGCAGCUCCGCACAGCGUCCCGCACGGAGAACCCGGCCCAGUGCUGCGCGACGGGCAGCGCUGCGCGGCGCGGGCAGCGAAGGCAGCCAGCGAAACAGAGGCAGCGAGUGCAGGCAGCGAGUGCAGGCAGCGAAACAGAGGCAGCAAAUGCAGGCAGCGAAACAGAGGCGGCAAAUGCAGGCAGCAAAUGCAGGCAGCGUAACGCAGGCAGCGCGGCGCAGAGCACCAGAGCGCACAGCAGCAGCACAGCGCAGCACGAGGCAGCCGGCUCCGCGUGGCGCGAGCAGCUUCGAGAAGCACCACGUGGCUUUUGCGACACAAAUAAUUCCUAUUUGCACUUUCCAGCAGCUGAAGCCGACGUGCGCAGCAGCACGGAUGAUUGCCCCUUUCUCCAGGCCGAUGAACGAAGUUCCAAGCAGCACAGGAGGAAGAGGGAAGGAAGAGACAUCAGGGGUUUUCCCCUUAGGAUGCCAGGAGAUUUUGGAAGGCUGUAAGUCAGACUGGGGCACGACGAGGGUUGUGUUCAGCACCAGUGGGGUUUCUGCUGACCCACGUUUGGAUCCAGCUGGUGGGUUUGGGUUUCUGGAAUUUCUUCUCAUGCCGCAUCAGCUCCAGCUCACCCAGUCCUCUCCUCAGCUUACACCAAGUUCUAAUUACAAGGCAUCACAGUGGCUCAUCUGUGCUGGGGAAACCUUACCAGAACAGGAGAAACUGGGGAAAAGAAUGGAAUGUGGCGGAUCAGAAACUCUGCCAGAGCUUUCCAAGCCUGCUCCUCUCCUCCCUCCUGCGGGUGGGAGAGGGAAAAACAGCUUUGGGACCUGCACUGAAAAAAGCUCGUCAUUCCCGGGGCAAAUUUAUCAGUCUGGGGGCUUCUUGCAGCUGCUCUGCACCUUCACAAACACCAUCAGGAGGGGCUGCAGGGGGUGACCCCCAGCCCCGCUCCCCAGCGCCCUGGGGACCAGCACGGGCUCCUGCCGGCGCGGCUGCCUGUGAUGCUCGUGUAAUUUGGUGUCUGCUCCUCGCUCCUCCCCGGCGGUGCCCGUGGGCGCCGCAGCCGGCGUGCGCCGCGCGGGGCCUGCAACGGCCGGGCCGGGAGCCCGCGGGUCCUGCGCGCCCCAGCCCCGGCGAGGGCGCUCACAAGGGAGGAGACCGGUACUUGUGGAAGGCGCUUUCCAGGAAGUUCGCCAGCUUCUCACAGUCGUCCUGCAAGAACACAAGAAAUGACAACAGGUCGGUUUGGCGUGGCCACCGUGGGCACCUCCCUCCUUCCGUGACCCUGUCCCGAGCCACCGAGCUCACAGCUGGGUUCUGAUACGGGAAGAGAACAACUCGCAAGCACUUCUGGAACACACCGCUAAUAAUCACCAUAUGUACCGAGCAACGCAAGAUCGGAGCCUCUUUGUGUCAGGAGCAAUAUAAAGGCCAAAGAGCAGACAGUUCUGUGGAGCUUCCCGUCUGAAGGAAUAUAACAGGCCCAGAUUCUUCUGUUUAGUUUGAUUUCAACUUAAUUAUCCAACCACUGAAUCUAACGUUAUUUUCUGUGGCCGUCUGUUUUAUAAUAUGCUCACUGCUAAGAAAAUAAAGAUUAAUGUCACUUUC